AUGGCCACUGUAACACCAUCCCUUGGACCGAUUCUUGGGGCUUUUGAACUUGGUGUCCUGUGCUCUUCGAUUCUCUAUGGGGUUAUGCUUGUGCAGUCCUACAACUACUAUCAGUUGAAAUUCAACGACAGUCUUUUCAUCAGGCUCAUCCUACACGCUGUGCUGGUUGCAGAUACUGCACACAUUGUAUUUCUAUACAUUGCGAUCUAUCAAGCUACAAUCAUCCACUUCAGCGAUCUCACCGCCGCUCUCAGGGCCUCAUGGUCCCUAAGUUUCUCCAUCACAAUAUCCGUUGCCCUGGCAUCUCUUGUACAACUCUUCUUUGCAAGACGCCUACAUGCCCUGGCCCACAGCAUUUGGGUACCGCUCAUAUCAGGAGUCGGGAUCCUUGGGCACAUGGGAAUGGCCAUCCCUGUGAGUGCUGUGCUGUACAAAGAUGGCGAUCUGGCGUUGGUGGUACAGAGAUAUCAGCCUCUCAUCUUCGUCGUGCUCUCUCUUGGAGCGGCGGUUGACUCGUAUAAUACGAUUUGUUUGUGUUGGUUCGUAUACAGGAAUAAGGCUCCGCACCGCCAGACGCAGAGAAUUCUUGAUAAGCUUGCCAUUUGGACUAUAGAAACAGGACUCCUCACUAGCAUCUCCGAAUUGAUAAUGAUCUCUCUGGUUGCGAGCAUGCCCACUAGUGGGAUAUUCCUAUUCUUUAUGACGACAAGCCCCCGCUUAUACUCCAACACCUUAUUGGCCUCACUCAACGGUCGUGCCAGCCUUUUCUCGUCCAACGAUAUCAUGACAAACAAUAUUACCACCAUCGUAUUUUCGAGUAAUGGAGCCAGAACAACUAAACCGGAGACUCAUGAGGUACAUAUUAAUGUCUCUCACAUGGGCAAUGAACCGAUGUCUACUCCAUCAGAGAAUAACCUCGAGUUAUCGGAUUUUGAGGCUCAGAUGGAAAGCGAUGAAAAAUAA
Stereum hirsutum FP-91666 SS1 is the source of this 963-nucleotide messenger RNA. RefSeq lists its product as uncharacterized. Bases 1 to 963 code for a protein of 320 amino acids. The transcript is spliced from 13 exons. The record is from RefSeq and is a predicted model, not a curated record. NCBI's taxonomy places the organism in Eukaryota, Fungi, Basidiomycota, Agaricomycetes, Russulales, Stereaceae.